CUCAUUCGCAAACUAUACAGCUAGACAUAUUCGUUUACUCUUUUUCAUGUAACGUGUUUUAUAUUGGUGGUUGUUUAAAUAUUAGUUAUAAAUCCGCAUGAUACAGUAUUUUUACAAUAUUCGAGCAAUCGUUUAUAUAACAGACUCAUAAUUACUUCGGAUUUGAUAAAAAACAUAGUGUUAUCGGCAUCCGGCAGAAGUCGAAUACAUACUUUGUUCUAACUGGUUUGAAAUGAUAUAGCUCUACAAUGAACGGCGAAAAGAUGAAUACGAACAACGUCGAAGCCGAAUACAUGGAUAUUGCCAACAGAAAUGCCUGGACGAUUACUUAUCAAAAAAUUGGAAGCGAGUGUCAAUUAUACCCCUACACAUGUACAGAAGCGAAAAAGCCUCAAAACAGACCUCUGAACCGCUACAGAGAUGUCAACCCGUAUGAUCAUAGCCGUGUCAUACUUAAAAGAUGUGAAGGAGACUACAUCAAUGCAAAUUUGGUCAAGAUGGAUCGCGCGAACCGCAAGUACAUUCUCACUCAGGGGCCACUCGUGGGCACCGUCGGUCACUUCUGGUUGAUGGUGUGGGAACAGAACAGCCGCGCUAUACUCAUGCUGAACAAGAUAAUUGAGAAGAACGAGAUAAAGUGUCACUGGUAUUGGCCGUACGGUAUCGGUGAGCAACAGAAACUGGUACUCGACGAAAUCAAGCUGACCAUAGAACAGAUCAGCGAGGAAGACUGCAACUACUACACCACUAGGGUCUUUAGGAUCUUCGACAUGGAGAGUUCUGAGAGUCGCGAGGUGAUACAGUUCCACUACACGACGUGGCCGGACUUCGGAGUGCCGUCAUCGCCUGUGGCUUUCCUCGAGUUCCUCAAGAAGGUGCGGCUGUCGGGAGCCCUGGAGGCCGACGUGGGGCCCCCGAUUGUCCACUGCAGCGCUGGAAUCGGACGCUCCGGGACGUUCUGCUUGGUGGACUCGUGUCUCGUUAUCAUCGAGAAGGAAGGUCUGGAGGGUGUAAACAUCCAACAGAUCCUGCUGGAGAUGCGGCGGGAUCGCAUGGGACUGAUCCAGACGCCUGACCAGCUACGAUUCUCGUACCAGGCGAUCAUUGAGGGUGCGAAACGCUUCGAUCCCAAUUGGAAGGAAGACGGCAAGAUGGAGGAGAGCAUAUACUCGAGUGUGGCUGAGGAGGCCGAGGAGGAGGCUCCGCCCCCGCCGCCCCCGCGCGCCGAAAGCCUCUCCAAGGCGCCAGCGAGACCGCUCCCAGCCAUACCCAAUAGUGCCUCACUCGGCAACCUCAACUACACGGGGUCUCCCGAGGAGUCAGGGUCUGAUGAUGACGAACCUCCACCGCCGCCGCCCAGAGACACCGCCUCCUCGUCAGCUGAUGAUGAGGACGAUGAGGCACCACAACAGCCCGAGAGCGGCGGCGAGAACACCGAGACGCUGCGUCGUCGUCGCACGCGCGAGCUCGCCGAGCGCGUGUCCGUCAUGAAGAAGCGGGCGAGGGACGCGGAGAGAUGGCACGCCCUCAAGAGGUCACUAUACAAGCCACUCACCAUCACAUUCGGUUUCAUACUAGCCGGCAUCGUCAUUUACUCCUACGUCAAACACUAGGACUGCACACGGCGACGCGAACUGUAGGAGCGAGGCCAGAGUGACGCAGCUGCAUGUUUGAGAAUAUUGAUGCGUUGUUUCAAAGUUGACGGAGGAUGAAGUGGUAGGACGAAUGACGCGCUGUCACCGCCUUGUAUUGCGUUGUCGCGCGUCAGCGUCACUGCAACGCAGCAUUAUUUUUUUUUAAGUGAGACCGCACUAGGCGACACUACGUUGCAGCGGAGCGACGCGACACUUUACGUUCCAGUGUUUUAUGUCGCGUAGCGCCGCUGCCGCGAAGAGCAGCUUAGCUCAUACGUUUUCAUGGAAAGAAUAUUUGGCUGUGACGUGUCGUGUCGCUCCGUUGCAGCGAAGUGUCGCCGGUGCGGUCUCACUUAAAAGCUGAGCUGUGGCCUGUGUGGCUUUGCUCUCAUAGUUGUAAGCUGCGGCUUCGCUCGUUUUUCGUUCGCUAUCCAAAUUGUUCCUAAUGCAUAAUAAUUUCACACUUGACGACGUGAAUCGCUAAAGCUUAGAAUCAUUUGUGAUC
Molecule: messenger RNA, 2139 nt
Organism: Aricia agestis (brown argus)
Lineage: Eukaryota; Metazoa; Arthropoda; Insecta; Lepidoptera; Lycaenidae
Gene: Bmptp-Z
Product: tyrosine-protein phosphatase non-receptor type 61F-like
Exons: 8
Coding region: 249-1613 (454 amino acids)
Biological process (GO): protein dephosphorylation
Molecular function (GO): protein tyrosine phosphatase activity
Source: RefSeq, a predicted model, not a curated record